Molecule: messenger RNA, 147 nt
Organism: Colletotrichum truncatum
Lineage: Eukaryota; Fungi; Ascomycota; Sordariomycetes; Glomerellales; Glomerellaceae
Source: RefSeq, a predicted model, not a curated record
AUGCAACAUUGGCGGGAAAUCAGCUCGCCAAUCGACGAGAACGGGUGUACCCCGAGCGGGUUGGCACCGGCAACGGCAGCAAAAGCAGCAACGGCGACGAAUUUGAAGUUCAUAUUGACAGUGCUUUGGUGGGUUGGUAGACAGUGA